Messenger RNA from Nyctereutes procyonoides (raccoon dog), 2579 nucleotides. It is a transcript of the gene NAT16, whose product is annotated as N-acetyltransferase 16 (putative). The record is from RefSeq and is a predicted model, not a curated record. NCBI's taxonomy places the organism in Eukaryota, Metazoa, Chordata, Mammalia, Carnivora, Canidae.
GGGUUCAUGAGUUGUGACUGUCGAGUAGUAUUCUGGGUAGAGCAGGGUAGGAUUGGGAGCUCUGGGAGCUGAUCAGAGCUGGAGGUCCUGUAUUCCCAGGGUCCCUGUGGAGAGCAGAAGAGAAGGAGUAUUUGUGUAGGAAAGGGCUGUGGGGGACUGAGUGUUUAGGGGCCACAUGUGGAAACAGGGACUCUAACCACAAUACGGGGUUGUCUCUUUUCUGCAGAGUAAUGAAGCUGGAAACCAGUUAUGGCACAGCCAGCUCAGAGGUCCCUAAGCUAGAAAGAGGCUGAUCCAGAUGUGGAUCAGGGUCUGAGGCCAAGGCCAAGUCCUGGAGGGCCAACCCCAGGUCCAGAUCAUGGCCUGAGGCUAAGGCUGAGCCAUUGGACUUCAUGGUAGAAACAGAACAGAAGUUUGAGGAGGUGCUGGCCAUCUCAGGGAACAUCUACGGUGGCCUCAACUACCUUCCCAGUCACUACCACAGCUGGCCGGAUCCCAAUCCCAGCAUGGUGCUGGCCACACGCAACGGAGGAGUGGUAAACCGGCAGGGCCCAGGGGAAAAGAGGGGGAACCACGGACUAGUAGCAAGCUCCUGGGAUCGCGAUGGCAAGGGCGUCGCGCAGCUGCUGCAGCGCUUCUGCUCCCAGCUAGUCCAGCCACAGCACCCGGGGGUCGAGGUGGCACAGCUCAUCCGGGAUAACCAGCUGGGCCUCCGGGAGCUGGAGAAAUACCGCCUUAUCCCCAAACAGCGCGACGUGCUUCCGGACGGGGCUAUCACCCAGGACUGGCCGAGCAACCUGCGCCUGCUGGCGGCUGAGGGCCUGGAGUGGCACGUGGACAGCCGCGCAUACCCGCAAGUGCUCACGCUGUGCACGCGCCCCUUCUAUCCUCAGGGCGGUGACAGGUCGUGGCGCUACCUCCACAUCGACGCCUUUGGCAGCGAUGGCGCGCAGGUGCAGAGCCAGCUUUGACACCUGCACCGCUAGGCCCCGCGUCUCGCCGGCCUCAACGUCAUGUGCCAGGUUUUCCUAGCGCCCCAGUUAUGGUCGCAGCUGGCUGACUUCUGCAGGCGGACAACUAGGGCCGCUCCUAUCCGAGGGGAGAGAAGAAGCACUUUAGAACUGAUCUCCAGCAAGCCCUGCCCUCCACCGUUUGCAAGCUCCGCCCCCUCCACCGGGCGCUCGGCUGCUGGCUCUGAAGCCUACCCUGACCCGGAGGAGCGCCCUCCCUAAACGUUUACUCUACCUUUCUGUCUGCCAUCUGGACUCUAACGCGUCCAAACCCUGCGUCUGUGUUUCUGCCCACGCCUUGAUCCGAACCGCUGGGCUUGGGGGAGGCCCCUGCGUUGCUAUUGUCCACCUUUCCCCCCCUAACCGGGCAAAGAAUGGGUUCCUUCCCAGACUCAUGAGCCUUUUCUGGUCGGUCCGCCCUCGCCUAACAGUGAACUCUGCCUUCCUGACUUCUCCCUUCUGCCCCCUCAGGGGCGAAAGGGGGCAGAGGGAUGUGCUACACCCAGCUGCCCAACACGUAUUACUUUUCUUCCUCCCUCCCUUCUCAAGCUCUCAGAGCUUGCUGUGCAUUCCGAUCCUUGCCUCCUUCUCAGACUCCCGUGCCUCUGCAUCCUCUCCCUCCUUCUUUCUGUGCUCCUAUCCUCCUCCCUGGACCUCCCAGACACUGAGCUCCUCAUGGCCCAUUUGUCUGCUUCUCCAUUCCUCUUCCCCAUGACCCCUUCAUCAUCCGCCCUGUGUGCAAUAGGGAGAGAGAGCACCUGUAAAUGAACUAGAAUUAUAAUGUCCUGUUGACCUUCUCCUAACACAUUUUUCCAAGCCUGCUCCCUCGGAGGGUUUCCUCCCACUUUGUUCCCUGUUGCUAUUUUAAAGCCCCCUUCCCAUGCCCCCAACCAGUGGCCUGAACCAGGCCAUGGACCAGGGAGGUGGGGCUGGAGAGUUUGGUGUGGGGUGGGCAGGUCCCACAGCCCAGUAUGGGGCUGUCUUCCGGUUCUAACCAGGCUGCCUUCUAGCGCCACUGGAACCCCCACCCCAGAUAUUUUUGGACGUGCCUCCCUUUCUCUGGUUCCUUUAUGCUUCUUGGACUUUGGCAGUUUUCUAUUUGAAUGCAAGUAGUAACAGCUGCAAUUGCACAGCACUGUCUCCUACACUGGAUCCUCACAUUUACCACCGAGGGAGGACACAGAGGCUCGCAAAGAUCAAAGUGACUCCCAAGUCACUCAAAGUAGCUGGGAGCCUGGCAGGGACUAGAAUUCAGGUGUCCCAAGCCCCAGGCAUGCCUCAGAACCCCACUCUGUGACCAUGAGUGUUUGGACUUCUUGUUGGGUGAUGCACAAUUGGUGGGGAUUUGUUGACAGCAAGCACAGGGGGCACUGGGGAUGGAAUUGAAGACAUGGGCAGAGCAGGGCAUCUGGAGGUGAAAGAAGGUGGGCAAAGAGGCCCGCGGCUGCUUCAUCACUUCCCCCAGUUCCGGUUUUGCUGCUGUGCUGCACUGCCUUGCUUGGCUGCCUUCGGCGCCUGGCCAUGCUGCCACCCUCCCUAUCACUUCAACCGAGGCUGUAUUGCAAUAAA